CUCACUCUUUCAGGACAAGGAUUUGCAUUUUGGAGAAAGCAAAAGAUCCAACAGGAAUACAAGAAAUUACUAAAAAAGGAAAGAAAGGCACAUACUGAACGGGAAGUUAAAUACACAGAUACUUACCCAGACCACUUGAAGCAUCUCUAUUUGGCUGAAGAGGAACUACUUGAGAAACAGUCAAAAAAUAAAAGAGCUCUACUUUUGUUGGGACAAAAAUACAAAACAACAGUAAAGUCAGAUAGGACUCAAAGGGAGUUUAAAAAGAAAACUUCAAAUCAAAAAGCAAAAGAAGAAUAUGAGAAAGUAAAGGCUGAACGCGCCAAGAAGAAAGAGGCAGCAGAGAAAAGGAAACAAGAAAGAGAAGAAGCUCAAAGGCUCUACAAGCAAAAGAAAAUGGAAGCAUUUAAAAUAUUAAGUAAAAGGACCAAAAAAGGACAGCCAAAUCUAAAUUUACAAAUAGAAUUUCUCCUUCAGAAAAUACAACAAAAAACAUAGACCAGCUUAUCUUCUUUUUUCAAUUAAUUAAAUCAGUCUGCUAAAAAUAUGUUGUGACUGGUUCUUUUUAUUGUAAAUUAUAUAUUUUUUGAGUGUAUAUAGCAACAGUUUUUGUUUGUUGUGAUCACUGGUCCAGCACUGUGCUGGAGAAAGUCAUUAGUUCUGUAAAUAUUUGUAUAGGUCUGAAAAUUGUGAACUUAAGCAUAUUAUGGGAUAUUGAACCUUCACAAUAUAUAUUUUAAUUCA
Messenger RNA from Pelodiscus sinensis (Chinese soft-shelled turtle), 744 nucleotides. The record is from RefSeq and is a predicted model, not a curated record. NCBI's taxonomy places the organism in Eukaryota, Metazoa, Chordata, Testudines, Trionychidae.